Molecule: messenger RNA, 1664 nt
Organism: Oryzias melastigma (Indian medaka)
Lineage: Eukaryota; Metazoa; Chordata; Actinopteri; Beloniformes; Adrianichthyidae
Gene: dazl
Product: deleted in azoospermia-like
Exons: 10
Coding region: 154-804 (216 amino acids)
Molecular function (GO): RNA binding
Source: RefSeq, a predicted model, not a curated record
GUCUUCGCUCUGGAGUGGUUCUUGCUCGAGGAGCAAAGUCACGUGGGACCUGAUGGGCGUGGUUUCGGAUCAUUCUCCAUCGGCGCUGAGCAGAGCCUCGAAGAACCGCGGUACGGGUUUCUGGUCAAGAUCUUGGUUUUAAUCAUUUUAGAAAUGGAUCUGAACAGGCCCAGAAGUAUUAAUCAGACUGUACCUCCCUUUAAGUUGUCGAAUGGAUACAUUUUGCCUGAGGGUAAACUGACGCCCAACAGCCUUUUUGUUGGUGGGAUCGACAUGAAGGUGGAUGAAGAUGAAAUAAAGGAGUUCUUUGCCAGAUAUGGUUCAGUAAGGGAAGUCAAGAUCAUCAGGUACCGCGGGGGGCUCUGCAAAGGAUAUGGGUUUGUGUACUUCAGCGAAGAUGUAAACAUCCAGUCAAUCAUUGAGCAACAAAUCGUUUUUAUGGGUCGGAAGCUCAAGCUGGGCCCGGCUAUUUUGAAAGAAAAGAGGCCUCGGUCCAUUCCGCCUAGCUUCGUUGGACAUAGUGCCUGGGUGAAUCCCACCCAGUACAUUUACUGCGCUUGCUGUCCCCCAUUAGGGGGGGUGACACAACCCUCACCCAUUGUCAAUGGAGGCAGCCCAUAUAAUCAGCCGUAUUCAUACACCAACUUUGCCGGGUUGAUGAUUCCACAGAUGCCGGUGGGCUAUGCUCAGAACCCCUACACUCACCAGUACACCACACCAGCAUGGACCACAGACCAGCGGACACAGCAUGUCAAUCAGAGCUUUGUGGACUGUGGAGUCCAGACAAUGCGAACGGUGCUGUAGUUGCAGCGUCUGGGCUCAGCUGGAGGUGUUUUUUUAAGGAGUCAAGACCACCUUGAAGUUCUGGACAUCAGGAACCCUGCUCUUUGGGUGGUUUUCAGAAUGCCUUCACCGCCUUCACCUCAAAAUUUCAAGAGCCAUUUUAGCACCAACUUUAUUAUUUUUUUUUCAACCACAACACUGGAUCACUUUCUUUCUUUUGAGGCAAAAAAUGAAAAGACUUUAAAGUUCACUUUUGUGCUUAUUUAAAUUUUAUAUAUAUAUAUAUAUUUUGGAAUUUAUCUUAAAGGUUUCUUUGGUUUGGGUAUUAAUAAUAUAAAGGCUUUCUCUACAUACAUGUGUCGAUUGUAACAAAACAUUGCCUUCAAUUUAGUUUUAGCUUUAAUUCAGGUCCUUCACUUUCAUAAACUUUAACAUAAACAAUUAUUUUAAAGCACUGUUUGUUUUUGUACUUCACCUAUUUUGGGUUUUUAGUUUGUGUAUCGGUUCCAGAAGUUCACACACCAUCACUGCUAAACUUUGAGUUUCAAGACUCAAAUCAACUGAAUUCUGGAGGAAACUAUAUGAAGUGAAGGAAUAAUGGAGCCAUUUUUGUUUCUUUUUUCACGUCAUUGUUCACUAAAGUUCACUGUUUCACUGUCUCAAGCACAACUUGACGGAUUUUAGGCGAAAACUUUACUUGUCGUCUUAACUUUUAGACGGUGAGAUGUUAUCGAUGAUGCACAGUUUGUCUUCUGUAGAUUUUAAUUGGCGCUGUCUUUGAGGUAAUUGUGUCAAGAUGUUUGUUGUGAGAGCCUGAACACUGUUUGUUUGUUUUUGUUGUGUAGGCUUUCUGUUAAAUAAAGGUUGAAUUUGUAUUUUCA